AUGUCUAUGCCAAUGUAUCAACAAGACCAACCUCCUCCAGUGAGUGUGACAAAGCAAUCACCACACGAGUCCGUUGGUCCUGUAGUUGGGGUUCUGGUGGUGGUAAUAGUGUUGGGCAUAAUUGCUGUUAUGAUUGGAAGGCUUUGUUCGGGAAGAAGAAUCAUGGGGCAUGGUCAAUUAGAUGUAGAAAGCUGGGCAGAGAGAAAAUGUUCUUCUUGCAUUGAUGGCAAAAUUAACCUCUCGCAACCCACCAGACCCAUUGAGUCAAGCACCUUUGUUCCCGCGACACCCAUCCACACUUGUCAAGAAACCAAGCAACCAGAACAAUCUUCUCAGACAUCACCAUCACCUAACCUUUGA
Molecule: messenger RNA, 360 nt
Organism: Sphenostylis stenocarpa
Lineage: Eukaryota; Viridiplantae; Streptophyta; Magnoliopsida; Fabales; Fabaceae
Source: the annotation of a GenBank genome assembly